AUGUGGCCAUAUUUGAAGAUCAAGUGUGUAACCAUUGGACAGAAUGAGCAUGAUGUCGGACGGAGGGGGCCGGGGGGUGGGGGGGAGUCCAGCAAGCCGUACGAUUACCUCCUCAAGUUCCUUCUGGUGGGAGACAGUGACGUCGGGAAGCAUGAGAUCCUUCAGCCCUUGGAAGAUGGUUCCACCGAGUCGCCCUUCUGUGUUGGCAGCGGACACAAGACGACCACAAUCCUGCUGGACGGGAAGAGGGUCAAGUUACAGCUGUGGGAUACAUCCGGCCAAGGAAGAUUCUGCACCAUUAUAAGAUCUUACUCUCGAGGUGCCCAGGGCAUCCUCCUUGUGUAUGAUAUCACCAACAAAUGGUCAUUUGAGGGCUUAGAUCGAUGGAUGAAGGAAAUUCAGGAGCAUGCUCCUGGUGUGCCGAAGGUAUUGAUUGGGAACCGACUUCACCUAGCUUUCAAGAGGCAGGUGAGCCAAAGCCAAGCAGAACAAUAUGCAGCCAAAAACCACAUGAAUCUAUUUGAAGUUAGUCCACUGUGUGACUUCAAUAUUGUGGAAAGUUUUACAGAACUCUCACGGUUGGCUUUAAAACGGAAUGGUAUGGAGAGACUCUGGAGAGCGAAUAAAGUGUUAACGCUCCAAGAACUUUGCAGUAGAGCCAUAGUUGCAACAACAACUGUGUAUGGUAUUGAACACUUGCCACUACCACACUCAAUCAAGUCACACCUCAAAAGCUAUACCAUCCAUAAUCAUGCUACAAGACUCAGACAGGGGAUUCCAUUAACUGAUAAGCACAAAAAGAAGCACCUGAUGAUCCCAGGAGACACCACAACAUCCUGUGUCAACACUUCCACAUGUGUUAUCUGCUAGUCACAACUUGGGGUUAUCUAUUGGUGAUUUGCCAAGUCACAGCCUUCUUUAACCUGUCAGCUUGGAGUUAAAUGUUAUUACCAUAUCAGCUCACAAGUCACUGUCACCUGCAAUUCUUCAUUGGCUGUUGUUGUUUGUGUAUGAUAGGAUUUUAUGAUAUAAUAUAGAAGAUUCAGCAUUGGCAUAACUAUAUAAAGAUAAAGAAAUUUAUUAAUGAAAUACUGAUUUAGUGUGAUAGCACGAUGAAAGUUUUGCUAUGUCUAUCUUUAGCAUCUAUAAGUAUUAAACAUGAAAUACACAUGAUGUCAUAUAUACAGUUAGAAUUAUAAUCAGUGUAGUAGCCAAUGUCAUUUUUGUAAUUACCACCAUUAAGGUAUCACAGAUCGUGUUGAAAUUGUAGUCCAUGUACAGAAGCAUUGAUGCCUGAUAUGGCUUAUGAUUAAUCUCAUCAUUGAUAUGUGUAUCACUCUACAAAUUCAUAAUACACAAGGUAAAUUGUUUAGUAGCUGCAAACAGUUUUAUGUCUAGAUAAAAAGAUAAUUUUCUAGAUGUGGAGCUAUUAAAUUGUGUAACCAGAUUCUGAAAUAAUUUUUGGUAAGUCUGCAUAUUGAAGGUUUAUUGUGGACAUGAUGGAAUAUAUUUAUUUGAGUUUGAAAAUGAAGGUUUUGAAGUUUCAUUUUAGAUAUAAAUAUAUAUUUUUUAUGAUUUGAUUAAGAUUGCUGGUGACACUGUGUAUCAUAAAGUUAAUGAUAUAAUGAUCUGAUAUGCUAAAAUUUAAUUUUGUAACAUUGUAUAUUACAGUGAUUUUCAGUUGCAUGUAUGUAAUGGAAGAUAUAUUGUAAUUGAAGUGUGAAAGAAACCAAAAAAUGGAAGGUGAGAUAUGGCAGUUGAUUGGCAAUGUUCAAAUCAAAGACUCUAAAAGUACUUGUAGUAACAUAAGUGAAAUUACAAGAAAUAUGUGGUUUUGGAAUACUGAAAGUCUAUUUCCUAUUACAAUAUGUGAUACAAUGAUGAAAAAGAGUUGUGCUCAGGUGAGGGGUAAAUUCUUCUGAAUAGGGAAUUGACAACAAAAUUUACCAACAGUUGUAUGAAAGAGUAUGCUGUAGAAAAAAAACAGUAAUAUGAUGCCAAUUCAACAUGUAUUGCAUUGAUACAAAAUGCCCUCCUUGCUUACCUGUAGAAUUUGCUGAGACAUUGCAAGAUAAUGAUUGCAGUAAUUAAAAAUACAUAUAUAUAACACAGCUUCACUGCACGUUAUUUGCAUUAUUGUAUUCAUAUUUCAGUUUUAUUCAUAGAUGCAAAAAAUGGAAGAGAAACAUUGUUAAUGCAUACCUUUGUGUUGUGUUUUUAUAUUUACAUCAUGUAAGGCACUUAGUGACUUCAACUUUCUAUAUUUGUUUUGAAGAUGAGUGAAAUUUUUGCCUUUAAGUAUGAGUUCUACAAAGGAUAGAAAGACAGUGAAAGAUAUUUUUAGUACAUUAUAAUAAGGAUACUUAAUGAUACUUAUUAAAAGAGUGAAAUUUAUAAGGAUAGAACAUAGGCAAGAUUGAGAUUAUACUUAGAUAUUAGGAUGAUAUUCCUUUUUUGUUUGUGUUCUUAAUUGGCUUCAUGUGGCAGCUUUUUCUGUGAUUAGUCAGUUAUGUUUAAGCUCAGCCUUAAUUGUCUGUGAAAAAUACUGUUGUUCUACAGGCAUUUUGCAUGUAAUUAAUUUAUUAAUCCAUGGGCAAUACCUGGAAGAACAAAUGUUUUUGUAUUUUGUGUUAGGUUUCAUAACUCAUUUUCCUUUUUAAUCUGCUUUUCAUAAUGACAUAACCAUUACAGUUUGGCACUAGCUGAGAAAAUUCUGUUUUGCAAGAUGCAAAUAUUUGCUCAUAAAUAUUAUUUCCUGUUUUGUUAAUUUGGUAAGAAGAGUAGCUCUUUCAAAAAAAGAAAAAAAAGAAAAGAAAAAAAAAACUUUUGUUUUUGGAUAGUAUUUUUUUUUCGCUAUAUAGUUGUGUUACAAAAUCACUCAUUCUUUUUACCAUUUUAUUAGGUCUGGUAGCUUUUCUGUCACGUUUGCUUCUGGGAAAUAAAGUAAUUUUCUUCUAAACAGUAUUAUUAGAUAAGUAAAGUUUUGAAAAUGAAAAUUUAGAUAUUUCAGUUUAGUGUUAUUGAAAUAUCUUAUAUUCACAAAUUAAUUAUUUUGAUUGUUUACAAUUCCUAGGGAAGAAAUGAAAGAAUGAGUAUGGUCAAGGUUGUAGGAGAAAGUAAAGAAAUUCAGUAUUUAAUAAUAAAGCUUGAAAUCAAAGAAAGAGUGAGUAUAAAAGCAUUUUUGUUUUAUAGAUUGCUUGAAUGUAUAUGACAUAAGAGUUGUGGUAUGCAAAAUUCAACAUUUGUUUAGAAGGAAGAUCGUAAAACUGAUAGCAUAGGGAAGUUCCUGCUAGUUGUGUCUUGGCAAAUAUCAUACUCUGACUUGAGGCAACCCUUCUUACCCCACAACUGUUGUCCAGUCUUUAAAUUGCCCUUUAGUGCGUUUGAGCCCUCCUUUAUGUCACAUUAUUAAAUAUUUAUCUACCCAUUUUUGCACUGUUUUGAAAUGGUUCUCAUACUCCAGUACUGUCACUAUACUAUGCCAAUGCGAAAUGCUGAACAUCUCAUUUUACAAUUUAAUAUAUGCUCAACAGGAAUCAAAUUCAUCUGUUCAGAUCCCUGAUUUUGUCUAGUGUCCAUGAUCAGUUUCUUUUGCAAUAUGAAGUAAAUGUAUCAAUGUUUCAGGGUAAAAGUUUGCAAGUACAGGCAUGAAUAUAAUAAAUGGAGUAUGUAGUAUGAAGGAGGGCAUAGAAUAUCAGAUUUGAAGAUUAAUGAGGAUAAAUGUUUUUUUAUGCAACUGUUAAAAUGUAUGUAUGCAACAGAAAUAUUAGCAUCAUUCAUCACAAACCAAAUAUUAUGUAACCUGCAUUAUCAUAAAGUUUAUGACAUCACUGUUUCUUGUUAAUGGCAUGUUAAUGUUUGUAGUUUUUAAGAAAAUAUUUGAAGAUCCUUUAUAGCACUUGUUGAUGUCACUAGUAUUUCUUGAAUAUUUUCCCUGUUUGUCCAAAUGAAAAAUGAAAGAAAAAAAAUACAGAAG
This is a messenger RNA of Penaeus vannamei (Pacific white shrimp), 3976 nucleotides long. The record is from RefSeq and is a predicted model, not a curated record. NCBI's taxonomy places the organism in Eukaryota, Metazoa, Arthropoda, Malacostraca, Decapoda, Penaeidae.